GAGAGAGAGAGAUCUGUUGAACUAUUCUAGUAUAAUCCCUACGGUUGUGUUAAUGUAACUAGUAGCCUUGUUGAACAGAUGCUCUUGUUUUGGCUUGCCCUUGUGUGUGUGUGUGUGUGUGUGUGUAGUGCGUCUUAAUUAAGUGGCCGGCGUGGAGGAUGGGGACUGUUGCAACACUGAAGGGCUCUACACAGUAGAUCCUGAGCCUCUCUAUGUAAACGGGCGUAUCUGCAAAACAUGCAAGCAGACUCUGCCGCUUGGCUGUGUUAACAACACACCGCUGACUCCACUCUCCAUGCCUUCUCUCCAGAGCUUUCACCCCAUACAUGCACCCCUCUCUUGUGUUCGCCAGGGAGACGGGAAGGUAGAAGGGGAGGCGGGCGGGUGUGGCUUGCCAUUUCUGCACCCAUGGCUGCCGCAGGAGACCCAGUGACAUAACUAUGUUCAUGUACGCAGGGAUUUUGUGAAAAAAAGGAUGAAAGCUUUCUCGUUCGUUGAAAAGUGUGUGGCAUAAUGUAACCAGUAUGGACCGUCGCAUUUGGCUGGAAUUUCCCCGGCGGAGAGCGAUGUGUUGGUGCGUUGAGCAGUGCUCGCGGAACUAUGUGGCCACGACCUGAGGCUGAGGGAAAUAUUGGGUGGUAAUGUGUCACGUGGUAGCGUGCGUACUGUGUUAGUGGCACCGGUGCUUAAGAGGAGGUUUUAGAAGACAAAAUAGAAACUUUAGCAUGACACCACGUGCCAGCUCAUAGCCAGCCAUGGGGUCCACGUUAGGCUGCUCGAGGGACGCAGGGGCCACCAUAUCCGUCCAGCCAGCUCCCGCCGUCCCCGUCUCUGAGGAACUGUCCCCGGAAGGCAAUCCUCGGAACAAGACUGCCCUGAAGCCUGGCCGCAGUCUUAUGGACUGGGUGAAGCUGGGCCACUCAGGAGCUGAUCUUGCUGGCACCAAGGGCACGCUGCUUGAUGUCACACCGCAGGAGCUCGCCAAACACAACAAGAGGAAUGAUGCGUGGAUGGCACUCAAAGGCAAGGUGUACAAUGUGACGCCCUACAUGGAGUUCCAUCCUGGUGGUGAAGAGGAACUGAUGCGCGGUGCUGGACAAGAUGCCACACACCUCUUCAAUGAGGUGCACAAGUGGGUCAACUUUGAGGGUAUGCUGCAGAAGUGCCUGGUGGGACGGUUGGUAGAGAGCCGUCCUUUCUUCCUUAAACCUUCUUUCCUACCUUUAGGUCGCAGCUCACCCAAGACUCUCAAUGCUACAGAACAGAAGAAUUCUUUAUCAGUUCCCAACACAAAUGCCCAGACAUUGCCCAGUGCCACAUCUCCACUGGUGUCCCCACUCACUCCAUCACCUUUACCCAGCCCGAAAUAUGACUGGUUCCAGACCCACACAUUGAUCAACCUGGCAGUGUACACCCGUUGGAAACACAUGACCAAGGAGCGUGUUAUGGUACUGAAGCGGGAGGCGGUGGUGAAGGUGGUGUGCUACAUUCAGGAUAUGGUGUAUGUGGUGCACCUGGAGCUGGAUAAGGCUGUGUCUCAUGAAUUUGAGGUGAGGAUAGGUGGCAGUGCAGGGAAGGUGGACAUUCUCCUCCAGAAGCAAGAGACAGGAGUGCGGUGGAGUCGAGUGGGCAAGACGCUGCCUGGCCACGGUCAACACAUCAAAGGCAAAGAUAUGGAGGGCAAGAGGGUGAAGCUGCCCUUAUACCAGGUGUCGGAGCUGGAGUACUUCAUUUUAUCUGAGGAUCCUGGUGGGGAUGAAGUAGGGGUGGUGAGGGUCCACCACCACCCUCUAUGCCUGGAGCCACCACUCCCCACCACCCAAUGCAAGACACCUCCUCUACCCACCUUCACCACCACCAGGCCACAGCCCUCCACCUCCGACUUCACCGCACUCCCCUCCACCUCCGCCUUUCCCUCACAGCCCUCCACCUCCGCCUUUCCCUCACAGCCCUCCACCUCCGCCUUUCCUGACUCAUGCCCUACACAGUAUGUGGCUAGGAGUCAACAACCCUUGUCAAAUGGCAUCCACAAAGAUUCAUUGUUGUUGGCGGUUGGAGAGAUUGUGAAGCCUUACACUCCUGUGGCCUCAUCUCUGUCUCUUACCAACCAAGAAGAGCCAGGUCGUCACAUCCACCUCUUCAUCAAGGUGUACAGUGAUGGAGCCUUGACCCCUAUUCUGGAUGCACUGCCUGUAAGCUCCACCAUAGAAGUGAGUCUUCCACAGGGAACCUUCUCUCACGACCAGCUGAUGGCUGCCACCACCACCGCCUCCCAUCUAGUCCUCCUGGCAGCGGGCACAGGUCUCACUCCCAUGGUUAAACUGAUGCUGCCUGUCCUCAGGAAUAAAAAGAAUGUUCACCUUAUCCUUUUCAAUAGAACAGAAAAUGAUAUCCCUUGGAAGCAAGAGUUUGAAAGCCUGAUGGAAGAGAGCAGUAGUCUGUUAAAGGUGAGCCAUGUGUUGUCUGAGGGGAGCUCCUCCUGGACUGGCUUGAGGGGCAGGAUAGACAAAAGCUUGCUUGAAAAAUUAUUGCCAGAGAGCAGCCAACAACAGACAACCUACAUGUGUCUAUGUGGCCCAACAGAAUUCACCAAAUUAGGCAUCAGUCUCCUUGGUGACCUUGGCUACAGCAGUGAUGCCUGUCAUGCCUUCUUGGGAUGAGGAUAAGCAGGUGGCACUGCAUCUGCUCCUCCUGUGUGGUUUGGCACACACACACACACACACACACACACACACACACACACACACACACACACACACACACACAUACACACAAACACACACACACACACACA
Molecule: messenger RNA, 2794 nt
Organism: Portunus trituberculatus (swimming crab)
Lineage: Eukaryota; Metazoa; Arthropoda; Malacostraca; Decapoda; Portunidae
Product: cytochrome b5 reductase 4-like
Exons: 15
Coding region: 756-2660 (634 amino acids)
Biological process (GO): superoxide metabolic process; generation of precursor metabolites and energy
Cellular component (GO): endoplasmic reticulum
Molecular function (GO): heme binding; oxidoreductase activity
Source: RefSeq, a predicted model, not a curated record